UCGCAGUUGGUGACUACAGUAAGAGAAGAAGAAGGAGCGCAUCAGCAGAGGAAGAGUGAGACAAGCAUGGCUGGAAACUUGAGCAGUACCGUGUCUCCGGUGUCCAGCUCUCUGUCCAGACUGCAGGCUCUGAACGGACUGUUCGCGGUUUACAAGAAACAAGGACCGACCUCCGCGGACGUGUUGAACGCUCUGAAAGAAGCUCUGCUGAAGGAAGCGGGAGUCCAGAACCCGAACCCGAGGAAGAGGAGGAAGCAGAGCCUGAAGAUGGGCCACGGAGGGACUCUGGACAGCGCAGCCAGCGGAGUGUUGGUUGUUGGUGUUGGGAAUGGCACAAAAAUGCUCAGCACAAUGUUGACUGGUUCAAAGAAAUAUGUAGCUGUAGGGGAGCUGGGGAAAGCAACAGACACUCUUGAUGCCACGGGCAGCGUGACUCUUGAAAAAGGCUUUGAACACAUUACCAGGCCGGAUGUUGAGGCCAAACUGAAAGCUUUCACUGGUGAUAUCAUGCAGGUGCCUCCACUCUACUCAGCGCUGAAAAAGGACGGCCAGCGUCUGUCUGUUCUGCUGAAGAAAGGUCACAAGGUUGAGGCCAAACCAGCCAGGCCAGUCACCGUGUACAACCUCACCCUGCUGGAGUUCAAGCCUCCUCUCUUCACUCUGGAUAUUGAGUGUGGUGGUGGGUUCUACGUCAGGAGCUUGGUGGACGACCUGGGAAAAGCUCUGUCAUCGUGUGCUCAUGUGAAGGAGCUGACCAGGACCAAGCAGGGUCAGUUCACCCUGCAGGAACACGCUUUACGUGAGGAGCAGUGGACUCUGGAGCACGUCCUGCAGUCGCUGCAGUGCUGCUCAGAGGGAGAGCCGGAACCAGAACCACCAGAGGCCGAAACCUGAGGAGCACCAGGACCCAGAGUCCAACUGAAGAGCCGGGAUGGACGUUUGCCUGAUAGUUAGCAUGGCUCACCUGCUCCACUUUACUCAUUCUGAAGGUGUGUUUGUUAGCAGGUCAAGUUUGACAAACUCAGACAAAUGUCAAAAACACAGAUGUUCUGGAGCUUGGUAGAUCAGUGCAAUGACUGGACUGGUUCUGUUGCACAUUCUUGUGGUUUCUGCCUCAUCUGUGGUUUUGUAAGUAGUUGUGUAUUUGGAAAUUGCAGCCCCCCCCCACUCCACCCCAGCUAACCACUUAUUAGAAAUCAUGGUUAAGAAAGCAAUAUUCAGGAUAUUUAUCAUAGAUUCAAAGCAAAAAGGUAUGCUUUGUUAGGGAACAUUCCCACAAAAGUUAAAUGUAAAGCAUUUCACACUGCAGCAUUCAUUUGGAUUUUUGUUAAAAUUUCAAAUAUUAAUUGAUGAUGAAAAAGAAGAAUUGUGAUUGGCAGCUUCAUAGUUUGAGUUGAGACAAAGGGUCUUGUUUAAAACACUAGCAGUGAUAGCUUCUGUAACCAAAGCAGAUAAACACAUCAGUCAAAGCGCCUGCAGAUGUCGUGCCUAUAAACUCCUCCUUGGAAAAUUUCCCCUUUUGUUGCUUUUCAACAUUGAAUAAUGGCCAAUGCAAUGUGGCUUUUUUAGUUACAAAGCAAGACUUUCAAAGUUAAACCUGAUUUGAACAACGUCAUGUGAAUUAAUUAAAAAUAUAGCACAUGAAAUCAGUGCAUGUGUAGUACCCUCCUCCAAGUCAGUAUUUAGUAGAUGAGCCACAUUCACUGCUCAGAGGAUCUUCAUUUCACUUAUUGUGUGACUUCUAGCACCACUUGGCUGCACCUGUGUUGAAUCAGGUGAGUCACUUUAGAGGGGGUGAAUAUGUACACAAUUACGUACACGUAAUAUGGGAUCUUUCUGCAUGGUCUCCAUGUAGACUGGUGGCCUGUCCAGAGUGUCCCCUACCUUCACCCUCACUCAGCUGUCAUAGACUCCAGCCCCCUGUGACCCUAAUGAGGAUUAAGCAGUGGAUAGCUAAUGGAUGAUUACUGUUUUAGUUUGAUAUGAAAGAGCCUCUUUUUUUGUAAAUUCUUGUCAAAAAAAGCCUAGUCGCAUCAACGAUGAUUCAGUGUGGAAAAGCAAUGAAAGGGGAAAGCUUUCAAAGUGGGGAGAUGGCAUUUCCUUGGUAUAUCUGUGGAAAUGCAGCACUGUUUUCUCUAAGUACUGACUCCAACAAGAUAUGCUGACAUGUGGAUGAACAUAAUGUGUGCAUUUUCAAUGCAGAGAUAAUUUUUUUUUUUAAACUGCUGUGGUGAAAGCAGUGUUAUAUCCCCAGCACGUCUCUUUAAUUUAUGCAUUAUUUCCUAAAGAAAUGAAUAUGGGGUGAAACGGAUGAAAAACAACAUUUGUUUUUUGUUCACACAUGGAUCUCAUAAUUUAAGAGUGGCUGCCCCAGGUCUUGAAAAGUCAUUAAAUGCUUAGAUUUUUGCUCCUUCAAAGACAGUAAACAUGCAUUUUGUAAAUGUCUAAAUUGUUUCCUUUCCUAUUUUAUGGAUAAUUUUAGACAUAAAGUGUUAUUGUUUGUGUUCUGUAAAAUGACCAGGAGUAGUUUUUCCUCCACUGAGCCUGCUGGAGGUUUGUUUUUAGUUCUGUCUGUUGCCCUGUCAGCAGGAUUACGCAAACACUGACAAAUCCAAAUUCAUGAAAUGUGCUGGAGAGGUGGAGCAAAGGAAGGAGAACAUUUGGUGCUGGUUCAGACCGCUUUCUGAGAAGGGCUGCUGGUAGGAUCUGUUAUUCAUGCUGCCCUCUGAGGUCCAGGUUUUGUUUGAAGAUUAGGAUCUGGGCUGCACUGUAAAGAAAGAAGAGUUGAGGAAACUUAAAAUUUUAAGGCAACCUUUUGCAGUAAAAUUUUUUGAAUUGUC
Messenger RNA from Acanthochromis polyacanthus (spiny chromis), 2840 nucleotides. RefSeq names its product TruB pseudouridine (psi) synthase family member 1 (gene trub1). Lineage: Eukaryota; Metazoa; Chordata; Actinopteri; Pomacentridae. Gene Ontology annotation, biological process: mRNA pseudouridine synthesis; tRNA modification. Gene Ontology annotation, molecular function: RNA binding; pseudouridine synthase activity. Gene Ontology annotation, cellular component: mitochondrion. The coding region runs from base 67 to 894 and encodes 275 amino acids. The record is from RefSeq and is a predicted model, not a curated record. The transcript is spliced from 8 exons.